UUUUUUUUUUUUUUCUAAUGGUAUUUUUGCUGACAUACUUUUAUUUUCCCCACAAUGUCAACAUUACCAAAAGAUGAAUCUUUUCAAUUAGACUUUCCGUAUGGUGCACAACCUGAUAUAAUUCGAGCUAAUCAGAAAGAUGUAUAUUAUCAAACUAUUUUGCAAGAACAAAUGACGAGAGUUGCUCAACAGUUUUUUGGCGCUCGACGACAACAUUUUUGGCAAAAGGAAAUUAAUACAAUAGCUAAUGUUUGUUAUUAUGGAUUAACAACACUUCUUGGAACACAAACCUUGGGUGAAGAAUAUUGCGAUCUCGUUCAAAUUGAUAAUCAUCAUAAAACCUAUCCUAAUUUUAUGCGUCGAUUUAUUUUAGUGUUUAUUCAAGCUUUGUUACCUUAUAUUUAUACUCAAAGUGCAUCUAAAUUGAAAAAGAUAAAUCAAACAAAUGAUAUUGAAAAUUUGGAAAAGGGAAUAAAUUUAAAGAUGAAAAUAAUUCAAUUUCUUAAAUCUCAUUUAAAUCAAAUUCAAAACUUCUUUGUCAAACAUAUUCGACCUAUUCAUUUAGCUACUUUUUAUUUUUUUGGAGCCUAUUAUAGUUUUUCAAAACGGUUAACCGGUAUUCGCUAUAUUUUUACUAGACAAUUAGGACCGCACGAACAACGUGUAGGUUAUGAGGUAUUAGGUGUCUUGAUUGUACUUCAACUAAUGAUUCAAGCAGGAAUAAAUAUUCAUAAACGUAUUCAAAUAACACAAGAAGAAGAAAAGCAAGAUAUAGCAGCAGAAGAUGAUUUUGAUUUCAUAAAUGAGCUUGAAGAAGAGAAGUCUUUAAGUUAUGAACAAAUGCAAACAUUAAAAUGUGCUCUUUGUCUUGAGCAGCGCACUACUACCACAACCACUCCUUGUGGGCAUUUAUUUUGUUGGAAUUGUAUUAUUGAAUGGUGUCAAAAUAAGCCAGAAUGCCCACUUUGCCGUAGUCAAGUUAAUAUUUCUCAUUUAAUACCAUUAAAUAAUUUUUAAAAUAAAAAAAAUCAUUUUUCCGGAAUGUA
Molecule: messenger RNA, 1046 nt
Organism: Cokeromyces recurvatus
Lineage: Eukaryota; Fungi; Mucoromycota; Mucoromycetes; Mucorales; Mucoraceae
Product: Pex12 amino terminal region-domain-containing protein
Exons: 5
Coding region: 55-1017 (320 amino acids)
Biological process (GO): protein import into peroxisome matrix
Cellular component (GO): peroxisomal membrane
Molecular function (GO): zinc ion binding
Source: RefSeq, a predicted model, not a curated record